GAUAAUCAUAAUAAUUACUGAGCACAAAAGGUCAUAUAGUAAAUCCCAAGAAGCUGUAUGCAAAACCUAAAGUUAGUUGCAAAAACAGGUCAUUCAUUCAUCAAAAUUGGCAACAAACACAGCUAAACAACAUGGCAGAGCAAAUGGUAGAGCGAGUGGAUGAUCAAGUGGAGCAGAAAAUGGAGGAGGAGCAAGUGAUGGAAAACCAAGUGGUGGAAAACCAAGUGGAGCACGUGGUGGGCCAAGUGGAACAGCAAGUGGAGAACCAAUUGGAGGAUCAGGUGCACGUGGUGGAGCAAGUGGAGCAGCAAGAGGAGGGGGACCAAGUUGUACAUGUGGUGGAGCACCUAGAGCAAACAGAGGACCAAUUGGAGGAUGAUUUUGAAGACGAAAUGGAGCACGUGGUGGAGCACCUAGAGCAAGUGGAAAACCAACUAGAGGACAAUUUUGAAGAUGAAAUGGAGCACGUGGUGGAGCACCUAGAGCAAAUGGAGAACCAAUUGGAGGACGAAUUUGAAGACGAAAUGGAGCACGUGGUGGAGCACCUAGAGCAAUUAGAGUACGUAGAGGAGGACCAAGUGGAGCAAAUCGGGGAUGAGGGGAAGGAUAAUUUGGUAGAGCAAGUAAAAGAGGAACUAACUAUUUAGAGAACACCUCAACCCAAUAUUUUUUACGUCGGACCAAUACUGUGAAAUGUAUCUAACAACUGUCACCAUGCAUGCACUACUUCAGAAAAAUAAGUCAUUUUAACUAAAGA
Halichondria panicea is the source of this 757-nucleotide messenger RNA. Its product is annotated as involucrin-like. Lineage: Eukaryota; Metazoa; Porifera; Demospongiae; Suberitida; Halichondriidae. Bases 132 to 647 code for a protein of 171 amino acids. The record is from RefSeq and is a predicted model, not a curated record. The transcript has a single exon.